Messenger RNA from Betta splendens (Siamese fighting fish), 5190 nucleotides. RefSeq names its product interaptin. The transcript is spliced from 55 exons. Lineage: Eukaryota; Metazoa; Chordata; Actinopteri; Anabantiformes; Osphronemidae. The record is from RefSeq and is a predicted model, not a curated record. Bases 175 to 4953 code for a protein of 1592 amino acids. Gene Ontology annotation, molecular function: protein binding.
ACUGACCUCCACUGGACCUUCCCGUACAUGUCUAGUGAGACUUUAGACGCAGCUUUUAUCGUAAUCAACAUCACUCCUACCUGACCUUGAUCCCUAUGCCUAAGUGGUGUAUAUAAAGCUUUGGGACUCCUGAUACAGAAGAAGAGGAUUUUAUGACAGACAGAAGACAACGCAAUGGCUGGAGGUUCUCACAUCAUCUGGGUUCCACUGCUGCUUUUGUGUCUCUUUCAGGCUUCGGACAAUCAACAUGUGAUAAGCAGUAAAGGAGAUUUAGAUGUGCCCGAUGUGAUCCUUUCAAAGCUCAAAACUCUGUUACCUGACGGUUUCGACCACAUAAAUGCUACGACUUUUGUUUGGAAAACUUGCACAGGCGUUCAGGAUCAGUUGACACUGAUGAAUAAGCAGCUUAACGACGCAAAAACCCAGAAUCGACAACUAGAUCAAGAGGUUUCCGGGUUGAGGAAAAAUGUUAGACUUUGCGAACUGCAGCUUGCUGGAUGCAGUUCGACAUUCACAGUUGUUAGUGGCUGUAACUCUGAGCAGCAAAAUAAGUUGAAACAGCUACUGAACACAUACGACACUGAUACAUUUCUGAUUCUGAAAUAUCUACAACUUAACAGUGAAGUGAGCACAUUGCAGAAUAAGAUUAAACUUGCCACAGUUAAUUCUACUGAAACCUCGGCUGCAAUCAAAUCGCUACAGAAAGAGGUACAAGAGAAGCUGAAGGAACUGAACGCUAAAAGGCAGCUCAUUGAGGGAAGAAACACUAAUUCAGCACUGAUUUUUGAAAUCAUCUUACUGCAAAAUCAGAUCUGGGAUUUAGGAGAGAAAGAGUCAAGAACAGGGGAAAGUAGUGAAAGUACAGAGGAGACAAUUAAAGUGCUACAACAACAACUGAAUAAGAAGAUCAGGGAUCUGCAAAGUCAAGGCGAUGCGACCUCAGACACAUUGGAGCUGAUUUCUGUGCACAGUAAGCUUGAAGUGACAAAUAGGCUCAUCAAUGCUUACAUUCAGAGAUCCAGAACUAAUGUUGCUGAUUAUCAGAAGCAGUUGAAAAAACUGGGUGAGCUCCUUAGACAGAAGAUUUUACAGCUGACAAAAAAUGAGAACGAUCAACAACUUACCCAAGAAAUCCAGGAGAUUCAGAUAAAGAUGGAAGCUUUGACGCGGUCAAUAGCAAUUACCAAAGCGACUACAGAAUCACAGCUUAAAGAGCUUAGAGGUAUUUGGGAAUCUGAGAAAAAAAAGCAGGAGCUCCUAUUGAAAAAAAACGAAGAAUCAGACUAUGCCCAGGCCCAAACCAUUUUUAAAAUUAUUGUCUUGAUGAAAGAGUUGAGAGAUGCACUGAUUGAUGAGACGCCAACAUCUAAUCAAGAAACUUUGCAGAUUCUGGUUCAAAAGUACGCCACCGCUCAGGCUGAAAUAAAGAAACUACAGGAGGAUCUGAAAUCAAAGAAUGAAGAAUUCUCAGUACUUCAGAAAGAAUAUACAGAAGUAAAGACUGAAUUAGAUCUGAAGAUUACAGAACUGAACAGAAGUGGGGACUCCAAAACAGCUCUCAUUCUGACUGUAAUCAACCUGCAAAUUGAGAUUAGCGCUCUGAGGGAUCUGAUUGCAACAGAGGAUUCUGGAAAGACCUCAGAGCUGCAGAAGCAGCUGGAGGAGAAACAAGAACAACUGAGGCUCAAAACUACAGAAAUUGAGAGGCUGAUUGCAAACCCCAGAAUAAUUUUGUCAAUCACUGAGCUGCAGAAUGAAAUACAUGAUGUUCAAAGGUUCCCUGCCAAUGAGACCACGAUUAACCAUCUAAAGGGGUUGCAAACAAGAAUGAAUGGUCUUAUCAGCGAGAUAGAAGAUGGAAAAACCCAACUGCUUUUCAGAAUCCUGACCCUACAGAGUCAGGUGAGGUAUUUGCAAAUCCGGCUGUCAGACCUUGACAAGUUACGCAUCAGUGAGGUUAAUCAGCUCAGAAAUGAUCUCAAAACAAAGACCAAAGAACUAAAGAAAUAUACGGAUGAGCUCAAAGAGACAAACCAGACACGUGCCAACCUGAUUUUGAAAAUCACUGAUCUGCAAAAUCAGCUUAUUGUCCUAAAAGAAAAAAUACGCAAUGAUAACACAGCACACUCAUCAACAGUCCGUCAGCUGCAGGAAGAGCUAAACACACGAAGACUGGAACACGCACGUGACCAGAAUGAGAUCAGUAAACUAAAGACAGAACUGCAAAUACAGUCUGAGAAAUGCUCUGGACUUAUGGAAACAUACACAGAGACAAAGACUAAACUGGAAAAGAUGACCGAAGAACUGAAAAGAAGAGGAGAAUCUAAAGCAUCACUCAUUCUGAACAUGUUUAACCUGCAAGGGGAACUUAUAACUCUGAAAGAUCUGAUUGCCACAACAAAACAAAAAAACCCAGACAGCAUUUCUGGCGAUUCUCUCACAAAACUGCAGAAGCAGCUGGAGGAAAAGCAAGAUGAACUGAACUCCAAGACUGAAGAACUUCAGAGAAUGGUUACCAACCCCAAAAUAUUUUUUGAAAUCAUUCAACUGCAGAAUGUGAUAUGGGACCUGCAAAAAAAGGACACUGAUGGCUCCUCACAAAAAAGAGUGGAAGAUUUGCAAAAUAAAAUAGAUGACCUCAUCAGUGAAAUAGAGAGCAAAGAUGACGAGUACCUAAAACUGGUGCUGCAAAUCAUUUCCCUGAAGAGCCAAGCGAAGCAGCUGCAGGGACUGUUGUUCCACAACAAGGCAUUAACAAAUGCUGAGAUCACUGAGCUCAUGAAUGACCUCAUAACCACAAAGAAACUGCUUCAAAAAUAUACCAAUGAGCUGAAUAAGAGCAAUCAAACAAAUGCCAUCUUAGUUCUGAGAAUCACUGAUCUGACCACCCAUCUCAGAAACCUGGAUGUAGAAGGCCAGGAGAGGGGCAACACGACAUCUGCUAUAAUUAAUGAUCUCAAGGAGCAACUGAGGAUGAAAGAGCGAGAGCACUUUCAAAAUCUUGCUACAAUCAAAGCUCUGUACGAUAAACUGAACCAGACAGACUCACAGUGUAACAGCCUGGAGCAGCAACUUCAAACGCUGCAGGCAGAACUGGAUAACAAAGUCACUAAGCUGUUGUCUCAAUCUAAUAGUGUUACUUCACUGGCUGUGCAGAUUUCUACGUUAAACAUGCAACUAGAGGAAGCAAAGAGACAACUAGAAAACACCGAAUUGCAAAGCAAGAUAAAAGAGCUUCAAAAAAUCAUAGAUGAAAAAACUAAGGAGAUUGCUGAAAAAACAAAGGAGCUAAAAGAAAGAAGCCCUCAAGCACAAAGGUUUCUGCAGAUUUUUACAAUCCAAAAUGUGAUCGAGAAAUAUAUAAAUGUGGCAGGAAAUGAGACGACUUACGAGAAGAUAAAAUCCUUGGAAGACCAAGUGAAUCAUCUAAUUGAGGGCAUUCAGGACGAAAACAAUGAACAUACCAAACUUAUAUUUAAAUUCCUGUCUCAGCAAGAUGAAAUAACUAGGCUGAAGAAGCUGGAAGAAGCUCAGACAAAAGCCUAUGAUAAACUCAUUGAAAGUCUGCAAAAUGAACUGAAAGACAUCAGAAACGAGAUCAGUGAAAAGUCAGAUUUGCUUAAGAAAGGCGACCACAGGAUCUCAGAGCUGUCCGAUCAAAUUAUGGAACUUCACAAAAAAAUCAAACCACUUGAGGAUGAAAUUGCAGACCUCAAAAAAACAAAUGCUGAAUCCCUUAAAGACCUUCAGGAGAGACUAAAUUUGAGAGAGAAGCAGCUGCAAGACAGUGAACUUCAGCUCAGUGACACUAAUGCCAAGAAUUAUGAAUACAUAAAGGAAAUUGGUGAUCUGAGGGUACAACUGAGAAAGGCUCAAAAGUCCAAAGAUAAGGUCAAAGCUCUAGACGAAACUGUUGAAACACAACAAAAGCAGAUUACAAAACUUGAAAACGCAAAUAGAGACCUUAAGAGAGAAAUCAAUGACCUGACUAUUUCCUGCCAGGUUGAUUGUGAAGAAGUAAAAUCACAGCUGCAACAAACCCUCAACGAGGUAACAAGCCUGCGACAGCAGCUGCAAAGUAAGAAUCGGGAGCUCAACCAGCUGCAGGAGAAGUUGGGAGAUGCCACCAGGUUGUCCAAGGCACUGCAAGAGGAAAACAACAACUUAGAGGAGCAGUUUCAGCAGAGUCAAGCACUUAAUGACCACUUACAGAAGCAGCUGUCUGAUAAGGAUACUGUGAUCAACAAGCAGCAGCAGGAGUUAGAUGAAAGGACCACAGAAUAUUACAAACUGCAAGACGAAAACAACAACCUGCAAGCUGAGAACAACAGACUUGAGAAAACAGUAGAAGAGCUUCAGAACAAUCUAUCUGAUAAGGAGGAUAAAACUAUCUAUCCCAGAAAGAUGACUUUUGAUCCAAGCACAGCCCAUCCAAGAAUCAUUCUAUCUGGGGGCAACACUAAGAUGUCCACUGCUGAGGAAUUGCAGAAUGUCCCAGACAACCCAGGUCGCUUUGACAAGGAUCUCGCUGCCCUAGGAUCAACUGGAUAUUCAAGAGGCAGACAGUACUGGGAGGUGUCUGUAGAUGGGAAGAUUUGCUAUCAUAUUGGGAUGGCCAGUAAAUCCGCUCAAAGAAAGGGAAACGUCAACCACAAUCCGACAAAUGGUUACUGGACUAUAGUCUUGAACAAACAAGGCCAACUAAAAGCUUUGGAUAGGAGACAUGUUGUAAUCCCUGUUCAGACACAACCACUUAUACUUGGCAUUCUGCUGGACUACAAAAACGGGCAAAUAUCGUUUUAUGACGCUGGUACCAGAUCUCAUGUGUACUCAUUUGCAGGUCAGACGUUUACAGACGAAAUCUUCCCAUUUGUUAAUUUUUGUGUUGAGGAAGCUGGAAAUCAGACACCAAUAGUUUUACUUACUCCUGGAUCUGUUGACUGGAUAAAAUAGCCAAAAAUUGUUUUGUCAUUCUUCUACAACUUACAACUUUUGGCAAUGCAUCGUUUCCAGUGGUCUGAGGUAAUUAAAACAGGUUUUGUUUUAAUUACAGGUUUUGUUUUAAUGCAGGUUUUAAUUUUUAAAGAUAUGUUUUUGAUUUCAUGGUAAAACGUGUACACUACAUAAUAAACUGUACAUCUAUCAUUACUGCUUUGAAUAUUUUUAAACAAUAAAAACUCAUCAAAUAUA